Molecule: messenger RNA, 1531 nt
Organism: Dalotia coriaria
Lineage: Eukaryota; Metazoa; Arthropoda; Insecta; Coleoptera; Staphylinidae
Product: UPF3 regulator of nonsense mediated mRNA decay
Exons: 2
Coding region: 145-1464 (439 amino acids)
Biological process (GO): nuclear-transcribed mRNA catabolic process, nonsense-mediated decay; positive regulation of translation
Cellular component (GO): cytoplasm; nucleolus
Molecular function (GO): mRNA binding
Source: RefSeq, a predicted model, not a curated record
UAUUGUUUUUAUUGCAGAAUUAUUACUUCAAGAAGACAAGUUUCAUUUUGAGCUGGAUAUCUACACCGUGUCAGUAAAUACAUUUGUUUAAUCAUAACCUCCUUGGUGUUAGUAUUGCUAUUGCGUUUGCAAUAAAACUACGCAAUGGUACUGACGGAGAAUGAAGCAACAAAACGUGACAAAAAUGACGCACAAUCCCAGAACAAAGUGGACAAAAAGGACAAGCCUGCAACUAAGGUUGUAAUCAGGAGACUACCACCAUCAAUGACCCAGGAAGAGUUUCUGAAUCAAGUCUCUCCAAUCCCAAACUACAAUUACAUCUACACCAUCAAAGGGGACAACUCCCUGGGUGGGAAUGCAUUUGCCAGAGUGUACGUAAAUUUCACAAAUCAAGAAGACAUUUACAUUUUUAAGGAAAAAUUUGACAACUAUGUCUUCAUUGAUGGAAAUGGUCAUGAAUAUGCUGCAGUUGUAGAAUAUGCCUCAUUCCAAAAAGUUCCCAAGAAACGCAAACAACGCGCUGAUUUAAAAACAGCCACCAUUGAAUCUGAUCCAGCUUACAUAGCAUUCCUGGAAUCAUUGAUUGAACAACCCAAUCAGGAGGAGAAACCAGAGUACAAUCUGAAUUUGACAAACACAGAGAAUAAGAAUGAUAUGACCACACCUCUGUUGGAUUAUUUAAAACAAAGAAAAGUUGAGAGAUUGCGUGUGCGUGAAGAAAAACGCGAAGAACGACGCAAAAAAGAACAGGAAAAGAAGAAAUUACGAGAAGAGGAUAGGAAGAAACGACUAGACGAAAAGAAACAGAAAAACGUUGCCAAAAAGGAGCAGAAAGAACGCGAUAACGAGAAAGAAAAUAAAAAUAACACUGAGGAACUUAACUUUAAAGAAACAGAUGAAGAUUUAGUUUCGGUGGAAGCUAAACCAUCAACUGCAGAAACAAAAAAAGAGAAGGUUGACCCAAAACCAAAACAAGAGAAAACAUUUAAAAACAAAAAAUAUGACGAUAAAGACAAGAAGAAGAAUAAAUUCAAGUUCGAGGAUCGUAACAGGGAUGUAAAACAACAACGAGAGCAACAUUUCCGCGUUGAGAACACUCCAAAACCGGAAGUUAAAUGUGAGCAACAGAAAAAGGUGAAGAAAUACAGCGAACGUCGUGAGGAACGCAAAAUCGUCGAAGCUUCCAAAGAAGAAGCCAAACGCGCCGCUGAUAACGGCGAAAAACCAGAAACCAAACCAGAAGUUAAAAAGCAUGCCAAAAAAUCGGACAACACACAGAAGGAUGAAGAUGGUGAAUGUUCGGGACGAAAACCAAGGGAAAACGACCCGAGAACCCAGCGUAGGAUUCGUAACAAGGACCGUCCAGCAAUGCAAAUCUACAAACCCGGCAUGCUACGGAAAAAAUCCGUUGACAACGAUAAAGAUGUCGUCGUAGAAGAAAAACACGACAACCCAGAAGAUUAAUUCUUAAUUUUUUUCGCUUUUGUUAUUAAUACAAGUGUUAGUCUUAUAAAAACGCUCACACAGAUCA